AUCACAUAAAAGGAUAUUGGGGUUGCUGUGACCUCCUUAAUGAUAUAAUCGCUAAAUUUCAUCAUGGUGACUACAAUAUUCUGAGACGUUUACACGUUUGGUUUUUACAUGUACAUGGCCUUGAUGUACAAAUAUGGGGCAUGGAUUUACCUGUGUCGGGGGUUUAUCGAAUGUUUCUGAUUGGCGUCUUCCAGUUUCCAAUCAGUUGGGAAAAUCAUCAUGAACUUGUGCACGCGAUAAGGGUUUUACGAAAUUUUAAAGCUUAG
Molecule: messenger RNA, 266 nt
Organism: Diversispora eburnea
Lineage: Eukaryota; Fungi; Glomeromycota; Glomeromycetes; Diversisporales; Diversisporaceae
Source: the annotation of a GenBank genome assembly